Psilocybe cubensis is the source of this 588-nucleotide messenger RNA. RefSeq lists its product as uncharacterized. Gene Ontology annotation, cellular component: Golgi membrane. The record is from RefSeq and is a predicted model, not a curated record. Bases 1 to 588 code for a protein of 195 amino acids. Gene Ontology annotation, biological process: retrograde vesicle-mediated transport, Golgi to endoplasmic reticulum; protein retention in ER lumen. NCBI's taxonomy places the organism in Eukaryota, Fungi, Basidiomycota, Agaricomycetes, Agaricales, Agrocybaceae. The transcript has 5 exons.
AUGAUGUCUGACACCGGCUCUGGUGUUGAACCCUCGCCAGUUCAGAAUAUUUCAGCACAAUAUGCUAAAAUACAGCGGCAAUAUCAACAAAUACUGGAUCGCUGGACGCCCCAUGUCCUCCAACGCUGGCUCUCAACAGCUGGUCUUUUGGUUGUGUUUAUGCUCAGGAUUAUAAUUGCUCAGGGGUAUGCUGUACACGCCCAUGCCAUCUACCUCCUCAAUCUCCUCCUCGCUUUCCUUCAACCGAAGUUCGACCCAUCCCUACAGGAUGAUCUCAUGGCAGAUGAAAUAGAAGAAGGGGGAGAUCCUGUUAGCCCAUUGCCCUCACAGCGGGAUGAUGAGUUCAGGCCGUUUGUCAGGCGUCUGCCCGAGUGGCAGUUUUGGCUGUCUUCGACUCGUGCUACAAUUAUUGCUCUUUUCUGUACAUUUUCUUCGGCAUUUGAUGUACCCGUCUACUGGCCAAUUCUCGUUGUAUAUUUCUUCACUCUAUUUGCGCUGACAAUGCGCAGGCAGAUCCAGCAUAUGAUAAAAUACAAGUAUAUACCCUUUGAUAUCGGCCGCAAAGCUCGUUAUGGUGGGGCGAAGUAG